This is a messenger RNA of Doryrhamphus excisus (bluestripe pipefish), 4021 nucleotides long. RefSeq names its product MLLT10 histone lysine methyltransferase DOT1L cofactor (gene mllt10). The record is from RefSeq and is a predicted model, not a curated record. Lineage: Eukaryota; Metazoa; Chordata; Actinopteri; Syngnathiformes; Syngnathidae. Gene Ontology annotation, biological process: regulation of transcription by RNA polymerase II. Gene Ontology annotation, cellular component: nucleus. Gene Ontology annotation, molecular function: histone binding; nucleosome binding.
UUCCCCCCACCCCCUUCCUCCAUUACCUCAACAUUGCGUCGUGAAGUGGAUGUUUUGGUUAAAAAAAUAGCGUCUAGAAGGGACGUUUAAAACAUGGCUUUCCGAAAAAAUUGGACUUAUAACGAAGAAGCGGAGGACAGAGGGACACGUUAAGCGAAGGAUUUGACUCGUCUUCAUGUAUUCCUCCACAUGUCCUAUUUCUUCGUAGAUGGUCUCCGGCGAGCGUUGUUUGUUGGCGGCCGACGAGUUGUCGACGAGUAACAUGAAGGAGAUGAUUGGAGGCUGUUGUGUUUGCUCAGACGAGAGAGGCUGGGCAGAGAACCCGCUGGUUUACUGCGAUGGACACGGCUGCAACGUCGCUGUUCACCAAGCAUGCUAUGGCAUCGUGCAGGUGCCCACUGGUCCAUGGUUCUGCAGAAAAUGUGAAUCUCAGGAGCGGGCGGCCCGUGUGAGAUGUGAGCUGUGUCCCCACAAAGAUGGCGCCCUGAAGAGGACGGACAAUGGAGGCUGGGCUCAUGUGGUGUGUGCGCUUUACAUACCCGAAGUGGAGUUUGCAAACGUGUCAACCAUGGAGCCCAUUGUGCUUCAGAGUGUCCCCCAUGAUCGCUACAACAAGACAUGCUACAUCUGUGAGGAUCAGGGCAGAGAGAGUAAAGCGGCCACUGGUGCAUGCAUGACCUGCAACAAACACGGCUGCAGGCAGGCCUUCCAUGUCACAUGUGCCCAGUUUGCAGGGUUGCUGUGCGAGGAGCAAGGGUCGGAUGCCGACAACGUGAAGUAUUGUGGUUACUGCAAAUACCACCACAGCAAAUUGCGAAGGAGCAGGGGCCGCGGUAGUAGAUCUCAAAGCUUAAGUGACUCUUCUUCCUCUCAAUGUAUGGAUAGACCCCCAGACCAGGACACGAAGAAACACAAAGAGCGGGACAGACACAAACCCAAACACAAGAAGACCUCCAUGGACAUGUCCCCUUCCCUUGUUCUUCCAAACAUCAUGGUCCCAGAGAAGCCCUACAACAGCAGCAGUUCAGUGGGAGGGGGCACCCCUCUACCACCGCCCUCGCAGAAGCGACUGGACGACGCCAGCGCCCGUUUCACCAACGCCAACUUCCAGGAAGUAUCGUCCACUCACUCGGUUGGAAGCGCCAAGGAUUGCUUGGUGGCCGCGGAUCCCGGGAAAGUGCCGUCUGACUUGAAGAGCAAGAAGAACGCCGGCGGAAGUCACGCGGUCGGACAGAGGGGCGGGCGAAAGUCGCUCACCUCCUCAGGGAAAGCCCUCCCCUCUGCCGUGGUCACCAUGGCAACCUCCUCCACAUCUGCCUCUUCCUCCACCGGGCCUUUCCACCAAGGUCUGCUGUUGACGAAUACCGGCAAAGCGCCCUCCGCCCAAUCGUCGUCCGAUUUCCUGAGCUUCUCCGACUCCUCCUUACGUCCGGGAGGCGGUACUACCUUUUCUUCGCCGCCGUCUUUCAGCAGCUGCCUCGUAAAGCCCAGCUCGGAGGGCGGGGCUUCAGAGGGAACGACGAACCUUUUUGGUUCUCUCGCGACGACCGCCGCCGCAGUGGGCGGGAAGCUGUACGAGAAUUCCCACAGUCUGUCAGCCAGCGAGACGACAAGCCUCAGUGGCUCCGCUGCCUACAAACGGCCCCAGCCCUCCAGCACCGGCCCCGGGAUCGCCGGAGCAGCCGCAGGAGGGGGUGGAGCGGAGGAUGGAGUGAAGAAGAAAAAGAAAGGCAACUGGCGCAACAGAUUCGGUCCUUGCUUCACCACAGAUGUCAAGCCGGCGGAGUCGGCGCCCUCGCUGACUCUCCCCACCUCCUCCACGGGCAUCACCUCCUCCUCCUCCUCCGCUGCUGCCUCCCCGUCGUCCUCCUCGUCCUCUGCGCUCUGUGGUCGGCAAGGCUUAGUUUCCAGCGGUGGCUUAGGGGUGGGAGGAGGAGCAGAGAGGGGUCUCGGGGUCAUAGGUGUCGGCGGCGGGAUUCAGAAGUCCCCCUCACUCCUCAGGAAUGGCAGUCUGCAGAGCAACAGCGGGCCAGGUGUUUUCUCUGGUGUUGAUGGGUCGUCGUCAGGGCCGGGGGCCCUCUCCAUGGGCGGAGUUACCUCAGAGCAACCGCAACCCACGUCGUCUUUGGCCCCUCCCUCUCCCUUCACUGCCACCGCACCGCUGACCAGCACGGCCGCCACACACGUAAGCGGCCUUCCGGGGUCCGUCUUCAACCUGGCCCACUCCCACAUGUUCGGCAACCGGCUAAAUCCCAAUUCGGCCAUGGCAGCGCUCAUCGCCCAGUCGGAGGCCUCACCCGCAGAUCAGGAAGCUGGAGACUGCAGCGUCGGUGUGCAGGGCUUCUCCAUAAGGGCUUCUCCCAAGACCACCCCGCGCUCGCCAAUUGGUGGCCUGCAGAUCCGCUACGACCCGUCAGGGUCGUUGCCGGGGCCAGGGCUCGGGUUGCUAGGGGCGGGAGGAGGAGGCGGAGGUGGAGGAGGAGGCGUCAGUGGCGGCGAGGCGCUGCCCCCGGUGGCCACAACUAUAGAGCAGCUCCUGGAGAGGCAGUGGAACGAGGGGCAGAGCUUCCUCCUGCAGCAGGGCGCCCAGGGAGACGUGGUGGCCAUGUUAAAAUCUCUGCAUCAGCUGCAGGAGGAGAACAGGAGACUGGAAGAGCAGAUUAAAACACUCACCAUGAAGAAGGAGAGAUUGCAACUUCUCAGUGCUCAGCUAUCAGUGCCUUUCACGCCCACGUCAGCAUCCUCCGAUGUAAAGGGAGGAGCCGCUGACUCAUCUUUACCUGUGGCUGCUCAGGACAGUGCGUCAUGUGGCGGCCACAGCAGUAGUGGCUCCACCUCCUCCCUUUCCACCCCCCCUUCACUUUCCCAGAGCCCGCCACAGCCGCAGCUCAACGGCAUAGUCGCCGCGGGGACGACCCCCGUGUCGGGCUUGAUGGGCACUUUCGGUUCCGGAAGCGCGCUCGGCAUGGGGGGCAUCGCGCUGAACGGCGUGAUCCAGACUUCGAUAGGGACCGGCAGCCCACAUGCGAGUGCGGCCGUCACGCUAGCGGUCAAUAACAGCUCUGCAACUAGUAAGAACAGUGCUGCACGGCUCGCUCUGUCUGACCAGCAGAGGCUCCUCAUCCAGCAGCAUCAACUCCAGCAGCUCCUCGCAUCCCAGCCCUCAGCGGAGCACUUCCAUUGACUUACCCCUGUGUCCGUUCCCCAUUUCUUGUCUGAAACAUAACCCACCCCCUUCCCCUCCUUUUUACAUUUCCCCGCUCCACCCCAUCAUGUUUUGCUACACCCCAGCAGCUCUAGCGGCAUCAGGAUCAGCCACAUUUGCGCCACAUCUACCACUCAGCUGCCCGUCAACCGCCAUGGCAGCCCCAAGCCCCUUCCUGGCGCUCCACUGCACUUACAUGUUACCCCCUCAGGGCUGACUGAGGAGGAUUUCUUUGCAGGAGACAUGAUGUUGAUGUUCCAUUUAUACAACAACAAAAAAAAUAGUAGCAAAACUGAGUUAAUUGUUUAUACUAUUUAUUUUCAUUUUGUGCUGCUUUCAAAUCUCUGCUGUGAUGCCACUUUUAUUUUUAUUUUUUUCAUGCUGAUUUCUCAUGGGAUGUUUUUUUUUUCUCCCCGUCUCCAACCCCCGGUCUGGUCUUUCUGCUGUGUCACUCUCUCAGGGGGCCUCUGUGCACAUGUUAGCACAUGCGCUAGCACACAAGACUUGCAAACAAAGAUGUCAUAAAAAAAAAUGUAAUACCGUAAUACCAGAUGCUUGUUUAUUAGCAUCUGUCUGUCUGUCUUAGUGUCAAGCCUUGCUUAUGACUCUCUUGGCUGCACAGAUGAAGGAGGGGGGGCCUCAAGGCGCAAGAGAGCCCCCUUGCUGUACCUACCUCUCUCCAACACACGGGACCUAAAUGGCUGACAGCAGCAGCCAAUUAAAAACAAAAAAAAAAAAAACGGCCAAUCAGGGUCCACGCCCAAGUGCCUGAGGCCAAACUCUAAUUUUUUUUUUUUUUUUUAACUUUUGUCCCAU